Microbotryum saponariae is the source of this 2373-nucleotide messenger RNA. NCBI's taxonomy places the organism in Eukaryota, Fungi, Basidiomycota, Microbotryomycetes, Microbotryales, Microbotryaceae. The record is from the annotation of a GenBank genome assembly.
AUGCUGACCGAGCGCAACAGCAAUGGCAACAUGACCUCGGCGCCCGUGUCCAAGCGCAGGGUGGCCUACUUCCAUGACGGUCAGUCGCCCGCGCUCGGCUGAUUCCUCGAGCUCAUGCGCUCGAGCUGACCCAGUGGAUUGACAUGUCACUGCAGAGGACGUGGGAGCAUACGCCUAUAGUAUGGGUCAGUCCAUGUCCUGUGAGGGUCCGUCCAUUGCUAGCGCUGACUGACUUUAAGAUCCAAUGCUCCCCUCGUUUCGACUCGUACCGUCACCGCACAACAGUGCACCCGAUGAAACCGCACCGAGUAACGAUGGCCCACAACCUCGUCGUCAACUAUGGACUCGACAAGCACAUGGACAUGAUCGUAAGUAAGCCGCAGUCCUCGCCGGUGCCAGUCGCUGACCUCACAGUACGGUCGGUCACAGCGACCUACCCGCGCAACGGCACACGAGAUGACACGAUUCCACACCGACGAGUUCAUCGAUAUGCUCUCCAGGGUCACUCCCGACCUCGCUGAAGAGAUGACGUGCAGGGGAACCCGCUGUGAGGCAACUAGUCUACCCCAGACGGGCUCUUUCGCUCCUCCGCUCUUCGCAAGCCAUGCUGAUCCAACACUUGUCCAUCUCUUCCAGUCCUGAUCGGAGAAGACUGCCCCGCAUUCGAAGGCCUGUUCGAGUUUUGUUCCAUAUCAGCUGGAGGAUCUCUAAGUACGGCGCACUGCGUUAACUUUGCUCGCGGCGCGCCAGCGAACUCGGCUGACGCGCUGCUUCUCUGGGUCCACCCCACAGGCGCGGCCCGACGCCUGACCGACGCCAAAGCCGAUAUUGCUCUCAAUUGGGCCGGAGGGUUGCACCACGCGAAGAAGCGCGAAGCAUCAGGGUUCUGCUACAUCAACGACAUCGUCCUGGCUAUCCUCGAACUGCUGAGGUACGACGGCCACGAUCUAGCCUUUCCUUGCCUGUGCAAAAGGCUGACGUGCCCUCCCCGGGUAGAUACCAUGCUCGAGUACUUUACAUUGACAUCGAUGUACACCACGGCGACGGUGUAGAAGAAGCGUUCUUCACCACCGAUCGGGUCAUGACGGCAUCUUUUCACAAGUUCGGCGACUUCUUUCCCGGUACUGGAGCACUGAAUGAUCGAGGCAAAGGUCCCGGCAAAGGCUAUUCGGUCAACUUCCCGCUCAAAGACGGCAUCGAUGAUCAGAGCUACAAGACUGUAUUCAGACCGGUGUGUUUCAUUUUCCAGCGCGAAUGACUGACAAGCCCCUCCAAAUUAGGCGUGUCGGAGCUUGAGCAAUCACGUCGCACCGUGCAAAGCUGACGAUUUACGUCAUGAUCUAUUGCAUUUCAGGUGAUGCAAGCGAUUAUGGAUUGGUAUCGACCCGGGGCAGUUGUGCUCCAGUGCGGUGCCGACUCCCUGGCCGAAGACAAGCUCGGACCUUUCAAUCUGUCAAUGCAAGGUAUGUGUCGAGCGCGUACAGGCUUAGGUGGGCGAGGCACUCGACCCUCAUGCUGCUCUUCACGUGUACAGGUCAUGCCGACUGCGUCGAAUUCAUGCGCACGUUCAACGUACCCCUCAUGAUCCUCGGUGGAGGAGGGUACACAAUACGCAACGUCGCUCGGACCUGGGCGUACGAAACCGGUGUCGCUUGCGGUCAGGUUCUGAGCGAAAGCUUGCCCUACAAUGACUACUUCGAAUACUUUGGGCCCGAGUUCAAGAUGAAUGUACCGGCAAGCAAUAUGGAGAAUUCGAACACAGCCGAGUACCUCGAAACCACCAAGUGAGCCAGCCCGCUUUCCUCGUCGUCUCAGCAAACCACAAACUGAUCCGUUCGUCCCCUGUUGUUCAGAAAUGCGAUCUUGCAGAACUUGCGCAACAUGCCCUUUGCACCCUCGGCUCAGAUGCACGCCGUUCCCUUCGACUUUGACUCGGACCCAGGAGACUCCGACUCGGACCUCGACGUGCGCAUCUCCAACCGCAUCCGAGAGACCCAACGUCAUCAGGACGAAGGCUAUGUCUCGUCGGACGAGGAGGGGGAUAGUUUGCAGGAGAGGUAUCGCAAGUUGUCCAAGAGUUAUAUCACCUCGCUCGGAUCGACGGCACGGGGGGAAGGGCCGGCCAGUCGGAGGAAACGGGCGGCGCACAAAGGAGGGGACGAGGAGAAUGGGAUGCUGGAUGAAGAGACCGACAAUUGCGCGCACGAACCCAGGCGGCCCAAGAGAACCUUCUUUCGAAUGACACCGGGGAAAACUGGGGCGGGGUUGAUGUUGGAUGAACCGAAUCGGUUCUUGCUGGGCUUGGGCACGUUGGGCUCCACGAGUGGGAGCGGGAGCAAGGUCGCGGAGGAGUGGAGGAGAGGCGUGUUGUAA